AUGCGGCGAGUAAUAUUCCUGGCAGCAUCCAUCUUCGUGUACCUCACCGCUGUCAAGCACUCAGUGGAGCACGGGAAAAUUGGACACAACGUCCCUUGGCGCCCUGGAGGUGACGACGGUGAUCCUCGACGCCUUGGCGGUGACAAAGACAACCACAGGAGCCUGAAAGUACGAGAGAUGCUGAGCUCAGGUGCUAGGAGCUUACGUCCCCAGCAGCGGGAGGGGACGCCAUCCCAGGACCCGGAGCUUGCUCACUUGGUCGUGGAGGCUUUCCUAUCCCCGCGUGGAGUGGUCGUCUGGCUCAAUGGUCAAGAGGUAUACAGAGUGGUGAACAAGACCCACGAGUGGACACAGAGGCCAGCCCGACUCCACGCUGGGGUUCACCUCCUGACGCUGCACCAGAGCUCCGGCAAGGUGAUGCGGGCCGACACCUACCUGACGUGGCAGCCGGAGAACAGCAGACAACUGCGGGAGGCGAUCGUGGAUGCUACUGAUGGCCGACUCCUCCUCCUCCUGGGCACGUGUCAUCAUCGACAAAGAAUAUUAUGGAUCUAUGAGGUCUGUGAGGCAAGAUACACUCUCUUCUAUAUCGUCUUUUCCUUGUCAUCUCUUCUCCUGACGACGUCGCAGCCGGAGUUCACCAUGUACAUGGGACAGGAGGUGGUGGAGCUGCUGGUCUCCCAGGGCUCACAGUUCGUCAACCGCCUGGCGAAGGGCGAGUCCUGGUGCCUGCUGGUGCAGAAGGGUGUGGGUGUCCUGCACGAAGUCCUCACAACCGUUCAAAGCAGUGUAGGGGGUGACGGUGACAACGACGCGGCUCCUACCAGCCUCCUGCUGGUGGUUCCCUUGAAACAAGGUCUGCGGACUAAUAGUGUUGUGUAUGAGGUGGAGUACGAGAUGAAGGAGGUGAUCCCUGUGGCCAUAGUGACAGCUCGCCGGCUGCCCCACGUCCUGCGUCAGGUGGGGCAGGUGUGGGCCAGCCCCGGCGGCACCAACACACCCAUCACCAUCUUUGUCGACGGCCACAACCCCGAGGCCCAGGCGCUGGCUGCCCUCCUCCACCUCCCUCUAGUCCAACACCACAAUCCCGCCUCCAAGGGUUCCUCGACCAGGAUCAACGAGCACAUUAAGUUCGCUCUGAAGACGGUGUUUGAGAUCUACAACACAGCCAAUCUCUCCAUCAUCUUGGAAGACGAUCUCCAGCUUGCCCCAGAUUUUAUUCCGUAUUUCCACCAGACGGCGCCACUACUCAAGUCCGACCCUUAUCUAUUGUUCGUGAAUGCCUUCAACUACAACUCUUACGAUCACACCGCCUACGACCCCCGGAGGCUCUACCGGGCCCACGGCAUCCCGGGGUAUGGCUGGAUGACCACCCGUCAGGGAGCAGCGGAUAUGCUGGCUAACUGGGUCCCCAACACCAAGAGAGACGCCGUGUGGGACUGGUGGGUGCGAGCCAGGGUGAUGGGCAGCCGGGACAUGCUGCUGCCGGAGGUGCCCAGGACCAGGCACAUGGGCGGGGGCGGCACCCACGUCUCGGGCUUCGACCAGCUCUUCUAUUCCUCCCAGCCUCUCAACAACCUCACCAGUGUCACCCUCGACGUCGAAAGAGGUAAAGAAGCUGUAAUGAAGGGUAGUGAUGACAUCCAUGGUCUUGACAGUGCUGAAGAAGCCAACUAUGAGUACCACAUCCUGCAGGAGAUGAGAUCUGCCCAGGUGGUCACCCUCACACAGCAUCCCUGCGAGGUCACCCCUCUCCCGACCCACCAGGUUCAUCACCAUUAUUCUGGAAAUGUUAAACCAAACUGUUAA
Procambarus clarkii (red swamp crayfish) is the source of this 1809-nucleotide messenger RNA. RefSeq names its product protein O-linked-mannose beta-1,2-N-acetylglucosaminyltransferase 1-like. Gene Ontology annotation, biological process: protein O-linked glycosylation via N-acetylgalactosamine. NCBI's taxonomy places the organism in Eukaryota, Metazoa, Arthropoda, Malacostraca, Decapoda, Cambaridae. Gene Ontology annotation, molecular function: beta-1,3-galactosyl-O-glycosyl-glycoprotein beta-1,3-N-acetylglucosaminyltransferase activity. Gene Ontology annotation, cellular component: Golgi membrane. The record is from RefSeq and is a predicted model, not a curated record.